Salvia hispanica is the source of this 2053-nucleotide messenger RNA. Its product is annotated as inactive leucine-rich repeat receptor-like protein kinase CORYNE. Gene Ontology annotation, molecular function: ATP binding; protein kinase activity. Gene Ontology annotation, biological process: protein phosphorylation. The record is from RefSeq and is a predicted model, not a curated record. NCBI's taxonomy places the organism in Eukaryota, Viridiplantae, Streptophyta, Magnoliopsida, Lamiales, Lamiaceae.
UUUGAAAUAUGGGUUUUGCUUUUCCCUUUCGCAGUUUUCACCAUUUUUAACACUAUCCCACACUCCACUUCUCUCAGGCGCAGUUUGAAUUUGAAGGUAGAAAACAGACAAAGAUAAAGAUCAAGGUGGGUGCAAAAAGGAUGGAAUCUGUGAUGUAAUCAUUCACCUCCUCCUUCAUUCUCAACACCACCUUUGAUUUUAUCCUAUUCCGCCUCCCAUUUUCGUUUAAAGUUUCAGUCUUUUGCCAUUUGGGGCUCCAAGAUUCCUCUAGAAACUGCUGAGAAAUUGGUGGCCUGGCCUCCUUCAAUGAUGUGACUUUCUUCACCUUUUAUUGGGGAAAUGCAGUUUGCUUUUCCAUUCUCUCUCUCUCCUCUCCAUACUGCUUAGCCCUUGGAAUCUUGUGUUUGAGACAUGGUAGGAACUCAUGCUUAUCUAAGACUCUUUAUUUCAUGAGAGGUUUUGCUUUCAUAUUUUAGCUAUCUUUCCAUGGAGAAGAAAAGACAAGAACUUGGUGCAAGCAAGGCACUGAAGAUGGUUGUGUUUGUAGCUUUUUGUCUCAACAUAGUUUCUGCUGAAUGCGCAGAUAGGCUGAGCAAGAACUUCUCCGGCGAGCCUCCGCCGCCGCCCAGCCUCAAGAGUAGGCUUAGAAGGAUUUUCCUGAGCAUAGCAUUAGGGAGUGUGACAGGAUUGAUUGGUGCCCUUCUCUUAGCUUUGCUGUUUAGGCACUUUGUGAAAUAUGUGAAUAGAGCUCCAAUUCUCAAAGGCCCUCUGCUGUUUUCACCUAGAAUAUCUGUUAGGACACUUAGAUCAGCCCUCUCGAACAGCUCGGAGCUUCUGAGCUCGAGCCCGACUGGAAGAUACUACAAGGCCGUGAUGGACAACGGCCUUGUAGUAGCAGUCAAGAGGCUAGAGCCCAACUGUGGGGCCGGGGCUAGGGGCAAGGCCUUGAGGAAAAAGAUACACAAGGAGCUCGAGGUUCUUGCUAGCUUGAGGCAUAGGAAUUUGAUGAGUUUGAGGUCUUAUGUGUGGGAAUCUAGUGGAUACUCAUUAGUGUACGAUUUUGCCCCGGCUGGGAGUCUUGAAGAUGCAAUGAGGAGAGUGAGGGAGAAUCAGUUGGAGCUCAAGUGGGAGUCUCGGCUUCGAAUGGGUGUAGGUAUAGUGAAAGGGUUGUAUUAUCUUCAUUUCACUUGUGAUCCCAGAAGGUUGCAUUACAACUUGAAGCCUUCGAAUGUCAUGUUGAACUCACAGUUCGACCCUAGGCUGGCCGAUUUCGGAUUGGCUGCCGUCCUUCCUGAUUUCAGACGAGCAGCAUCGGGUUACAAUGCACCCGAGUGUUUCCAGAACUGUAGGUAUACAGAUAAAAGUGAUGUCUUCAGCUUUGGGGUCAUAUUAGGUGUUCUAUUAACCGGGAAGGACCCGCUGGACCCGUUCUUUGGCGAAGCAGCGAGCGGGGGGAGCUUAGGGCAGUGGCUCCGGCAGUUGCAGCAAGCCGGUGAGGGGCGGGAGGCUUUAGACAAGAGCAUUCUAGGAGAAGAAGUGGAAGAGGAGGAGAUGCUGAUGGCUGUUAGAAUUGCGGUUGUGUGCCUAUCAGACUUGCCCGCUGAUCGCCCCUCAACGGAUGAGCUCGUCUCCAUGCUGACUCAGCUGAACAGUUUCUGAAGCACACGUCGAGAGAAGAAGCUUUUGGUUGUUCCCACGGCUUCCACUGUACGAGAGCGUGCAUAGGUUUGCCGUGGGAGCAACCGCUGAGCUCCACCUUCUUCCGGGUCGUUUUCGAGCUCGGAUUUGACAGCUGCGUUGGUGUGUUUCAUGCUUGAGGGAGAUUGGUGUAGUGAAGAAAUUGAUGUGAUGGAGUAGGGAGGCAUUUGCUCAUGGUGGUGGGGAUGAUUUUGUUUGCUCGGUUUUUUCUUGGAAGAGGCCAUUUCACAUUUUCACCGCUUUUUAACACAUGUUAAUGUUAAUUGUCUACUUCUUUUUGGAAAAUUACAGUUCACAUACAAAUUACUCCAUGUGCUUAAAAAAUAUAGUUUAUGAUAUUUUUAUGAUAUGCGUA